Molecule: messenger RNA, 3144 nt
Organism: Peronospora matthiolae
Lineage: Eukaryota; Oomycota; Peronosporomycetes; Peronosporales; Peronosporaceae
Source: the annotation of a GenBank genome assembly
AUGCUACGCUACACGUCACCAGCGCUAGUGCGACAGCAUCUCCGUUGUAUACAAUACAGAAGCUCUUCGAUCACUCGUGUCUUGACGAGGGGAGAGGGCUGCAAGUCCCUACAGGUCGGCGAGUCGUACCACAACUUUACACUUGAGCGGGUUGCUACUGUGCCAGAGUAUGGCAUAGACGCCCUAGAGCUGCGUCAUGAGCCCACGAAGGCGAAAUACCUGCAUAUUGAUGCGAAGGAUCCAAACAAUGUCUUUGCUGUCAUGUUCCGCACACCACCGAGCGACUCGACGGGCGUGGCGCACAUUUUGGAGCACACUGUGCUAUGUGGUUCUAAGCGCUUCCCUGUGCGUGACCCAUUCUUUAACAUGAUCAAGCGCAGUCUCAACACGUACAUGAACGCUCUCACAGGUGCCGAUCAUACAAUGUAUCCCUUCUCGACGACUAACGACAAGGACUGGCGCAACUUGUUGAGUGUGUAUCUAGAUGCAGCCUUUUUCCCCAAUUUAAAUGAGCUCGACUUUUUACAAGAGGGACAUCGACUCGAGAUCAGUGAGGGUACGAACAGUGGAGACGGACAUCUUGUGUACAAAGGAGUCGUGCUGAAUGAGAUGAAGGGGGUGUUUUCCGAUAGCAACAACCUCUUCGGUACGAGAUUGCAGCAGGAACUCAUGCGCGGCACCAUCUACGAGCAUGUGAGCGGAGGUGACCCGAAGCACAUUCCGUCGCUGACGUAUGAGAAUCUAUGCGCAUUUCACCAGAAACACCAUCACCCGUCGAACUGCUGCUUCUACACUUACGGUGACUUGCCACUCACGGAUCACUUGGCUUAUCUGGAUCAAGAGAUCUUAAGCAACUUUGUCUACUGCGCUGAAUCGGCAGCUAUUCAAGUGAGUACGGAUGGGUUCAACGUUUACAAGACAAACUCUGCAGAGGCGAAGUUGAUUGUAAUACAAGGUCCUGCCAGCAAUAUGAGCAGCGACUCUGCUGAUCCCAACACGAAGUUUUGCAUGAGCAAGUUUGUCGACGUGAGGUCAUCAGACCCUUUUCCGAAUUUCGUGCUUCGAAUUGCGAGCUAUUUGUUGACGAAUGGACCGGCUUCUCCAUUGUUCAAGGCACUGAUUGACUCGAAUCUUGCACAAGACUUCUCCGUUGGUACGGGCUUUGACACAUCUACCUAUUACCCUACGUUUGGUGUCGGUGUGGAGGGCAUCGAGGGUGGAAAAGAAGCGAUUCCCGUUAUUCGCAAGGCUGUGCGUAACGCGUUGGAGAAGGUAGUUGCUGAUGGCUUUGAAAAAGAACGAGUCGACGGUUUACUGCACCAAUUGGAGCUAAGUCUGAAACAUGUAACGGGCAACUUUGGUCUCCAGCUUAUGCAUGGGGUCAGCUCCAUUUGGGCUCAUGGAGGGGACAUUAUUGAAAAUCUGCAGCUGAAUCCCCUACUGAAGCGCUUGACUGACGAAAUGAAUCGCGAUUCAAAGUAUAUCGAGACGUAUGUGCGAGACUAUUUCAUGCGCGAUGACCUGCGCGAGGUACAAAUGCUCAUGUUGCCUUCCGAAGAUUUUAUCCGUGAUCAAGAACUCCGCGAGCGUGAGAAUCUGGCCGUGACACUUCUUGAGCAGGUCAACACUGACCUAGACCGUAUUACUCGGAUCACGACGCAGCUUGAGCGUCAUCAGCAGAAGGAACAGCCUGUUGAAUGCCUGCCUACACUGACCCUGGAUGACAUUCCGCGUGUCGAAGAUCGAAACUUUGACCAUAUCGAUAAGACAUACCUUAACUCGACAUCGACGGAGUUCGUGCGCGUGCCAUCUACCAAUGAAGUUUCCUACUUGCGCCUUCUCUUUGAUCUGGAAGCGCUGCCCCCGGCAUAUCACCAAUACAUUAACGUUUUUACGACGGUAUUUGGAUCAUUGGGUACCACACGAUACGCUUACGACGAGUUAUCCACGGUAAUUGCAAACUGCAGUGGAGGUAUAUCGUGCUCGGCUAUGACGGCACCUUCGCUUGUGGAUGCGAAGGUUGAGCCCAGCAAACAAGCACUCUUGAUUGGCACAAUGUGUUUGCCCCACAAGGUGGACGCGACGCUGAGUCUUUUGCACGAGGUGCUCACUGACACACAGUUUCUAAGUGAAGAAAAUUUACGACAACUGCGUCUUAUUUUGCAAAGUAGUGCGUCCGCCGCUAGCAGCAGCAUUUCGUCAUCGGGUUCGGCUCUAGCUGGUAUACGCUCACGUGUGGGACUUACUUCUGCAAGUUUAUACGACGAGCUGUACGGCGGCUUGACGCAGAUUGAGCAGCUCCAGAGCUUGGCACAGUGCUCCGAUGAUGAUCUACGCCAGCUCGCUCGUAUACUGCAGGAUAUCGCAAGGAUCGCGUUUUCGUCCGUGAAUCUUCGUCUGUCCAUUGUAACGGAGGAAAAGCUCCGCUGUCAGAUAGAGCAGUCCUUGGUGUCAGAGUUUCUGCAGCCGCUUGCUGGAACGACGUCGCUUGCAGAUGUUGCGUCGCUGGCGCUAUCGAAUGAAGAGCUCAAGCUGCCCAUCGUGUCGACCAAAAAUUAUUUUGCGUUUCCCGUCUCCGUCAACUUUGUGGUGGAAACACAGCCGUCGGUGUCAUUUGCACAUGACGACCACGUGCCACUCACUGUCUUAGCACAAAUGAUGUCAUCAUGCUACCUGCAUCAGCAAGUUCGUGAGCAAGGUGGAGCCUACGGAUCUGGCGUCUCUCAGAAUGAGGGCUCCCUGUCGAUGAGCUCUCAUUACGACCCGAACACGUUCAAGACGCUCGAUGCUUACGCAGGCGCACGCCAGUGGGCUGUCAGCGGAAAGUUUUCUGACCGAGACGUCCAGGAAGCAACUCUUUCGGUAUUUGGAAGUAUUGACGCGCCCAAGACUCCAUCGAUGAAGGGCCGGAUGAGCUUUUUGCGCGGCAUCACCAAUGACAUGCGCCAACGCCGCCGUGAGAAAUACCUUUCCUUGACACGCCAAGAGCUCGUUGACGUUGCGAGCAAAUACUUCAACGGGGACACGCCAAAUAGACGUACUGUCAUCAUCGGUAAAGACAGUGACGAUCUGCGCGAGUUCUCAGAUAAGGGUUUCGAUUUGCGGCGGUACACUUCGUUAACCCCUUCCGAGAAGCAAUUAUGA